This is a messenger RNA of Acanthosepion pharaonis, 1740 nucleotides long. Lineage: Eukaryota; Metazoa; Mollusca; Cephalopoda; Sepiida; Sepiidae. The record is from the annotation of a GenBank genome assembly.
AUGUGCUUCAUUUGUUAUUUUUUUCCUCACGGAUCACUGGACAUUGUUUUUUCUUCUAUACUUUUUCUCUAUACUUUCUUCUAUACUUUUUCUAUACGUUUCUAUUAUACUUUUCUUCUAUACUUUUCUUCUAUACUUUUUCUAUACUUUUCCUAUACUUUUUCUAUACUUUUCUUCUAUAAUUUUCUAUUCUUUUUUCUAUACUUUUUCUAUACUUUUCUUCUAUACUUUUUAUAUAGUUUUCUUCUAUACUUUUCUUCUAUACUUUUCAUCUAUACUUUUUGCUAUACAUUUUUCUAUACUUUUCUUCUAUACUUUUCUUCUAUACUUUUUCUAUACUUUUCUUCUAUACUUUUUUAUAUAAUUUCUUCUAUACUUUUCUUCUAUACUUUUUGCUAUACUUUUCUUCUAUACUUUUCUUCUAUACUUUUUUAUAUAGAUUUCUUCUAUAUUUUUCUUCUAUACUUUUUCUAUACUUUUCUUCUAUACUUUUUCUAUACUUUUCUUCUAUAUUUUUUAUAUAGUUUUCUUCUAUACUUUUCUCUAUACUUUUUUCUAUACUUUUUUCAAUACUUUUCUUCUAUACUUUUUUAUAUAGUUUUCUUCUAUACUUUUUUCUAUACUUUUCUUCUAUACAUUUUUUCUAUACAUUUCUUCUAUACUUUUUUAUAUAGUUUUCUUCUAUACUUUUCUUCUAUACUUUCUUCUAUACUUUUUUCUAUACGUUUCUAUUAUACUUUUCUUCUAUACUUUUCUUCUAUACUUUUUCUAUACUUUUCUUCUAUACUUUUCUUCUAUACAUUUUUUAUACUUUUCUUCUAUACUUUUUCUAUACUUUUCUUCUAUACUUUUUAUAUAUUUUCUUCUAUACUUUUCUUCUAUACAUUUUUUUAUACUUUUCUUCUAUACUUUUUCUAUACUUUUUUCUAUACUUUUUCUAUACUUUUCUUCUAUACUUUUCUUCUAUACAUUUUUUAUACUUUUCUUCUAUACUUUUUCUAUACUUUUCUUCUAUACUUUUUAUAUAGUUUUCUUCUAUACUUUUCUUCUAUACUUUUCCUAUACUUUUCUUCUAUACUUUUCUAUACUUUUUUCUAUACUUUUUCUAUACUUUUCUUCUAUACUUUUUGUUAUACUUUUUUCUAUACUUUUCUUCUAUACUUUUCUUCUAUACUUUUCUUCUAUACUUUUUUAUAUAGUUUUCUUCUAUAUUUUUCUCUAUACUUUCUUCUAUACUUUUUUCUAUACUUUUCUUCUAUACUUUUUCUAUACAUUUCUUCUAUACUUCUUUAUAUAUUUUUCUUCUAUACUUUUCUCUAUACUUUCUUCUAUACUUUUUUCUAUACUUUUCUUCUAUACUUUUUUCUAUAUAUUUCUUCUAUACUUUUUAUAUAUCUUCUCUUUACAGCAACUAAACCAUUGAGCUUGGACUUCUGGGAUUUUGAACCAAAAACAACACAUGCAAUUGGACUAAUCUAUCUAUUUCAGUCUUUUUAUAUCUAUUUCUUUCUUUCUAUCUAUCUAUCUAUCUAUCUUAUUUCAGUCUGUUCAUAUCUAUCUAUCUAUAUCUAUCUACCUCAGUUGCUUAAUAUCUAUCAGUCUAUCUAUCUCAGUCUAUUCAUAUCUAUCUAUCUAUCUAUCUAUCUAUAUAUCUUAAAUCAAAUCAAUUAUCUACCCAUCUGUUCAUAUCUAUCUAUCUAUAUCUAUCUAUCUAUCUAUCUAUCUAUCUAUCUAUCUUAG